Messenger RNA from Helianthus annuus (common sunflower), 797 nucleotides. RefSeq names its product classical arabinogalactan protein 9. The transcript is spliced from 2 exons. Gene Ontology annotation, cellular component: plasma membrane. Bases 95 to 676 code for a protein of 193 amino acids. The record is from RefSeq and is a predicted model, not a curated record. Lineage: Eukaryota; Viridiplantae; Streptophyta; Magnoliopsida; Asterales; Asteraceae.
AAACCCUCAUCUCCACAUCUCUUCUUCACCCCACUUCUCACUCUCUCUCUCAAACACUCACUUUCUCUCUCUACAAAUAUAUACAAACAUCGAUAUGAAGAACGCUGUCGUUUUCGCAUUCAUCUGUGCCAUUGUCGCCGCUGUCGGAGCUCAAUCUCCGGCUUCUUCGCCUACAAAUGCGCCACCGUCAACCGUCGUAACAACGCCGCCUGCUGCGUCACCUUCUGCUGUUCCAGUAGCUCCGGUGAAAGCUCCGGCGAAGGCUCCGGUGGCAGCUCCUCCAACUGCUCCUGUGACAGCUCCUCCAACGGCUCCUGUGACUGCUCCUCCUGCUGCGACUCCGGUGAGCACUCCUCCUGCUCCGGUGCCGGUGAGUUCUCCACCACCAGCGGUUGAGUCACCUCCGGUUCCUGAACCAGUUCCCGCACCCGAGACUUCUCCGGCUCCUGAGGCUGCUGCCCCGGCGCCUAGCAAGAAGAAGGGAAAGAAGAACAUUGCACCAUCGCCCGCGCCUUCUUCCGAUUCGCUCGCUCCUGGACCGAGCACUGACGCUGCGCCCGCUCCUGGUCCCGCAUCAGCCGAUGUCGCUGAUGAGAACGGAGCAUACAAAUUGAAGAGUGUGCAUAUGGCGGUGGGAAGCUUGGUGGUGGCAUUGGCUGCCUUCAGCUUGUUCUAGAUUGAUUUUGUAUACAUAUUCAUUUUUCAUUUUAUUAUUAUUUUUUAUAUGAGUUGUAUUGAUUAUUUGUUUUCCUAUUGUUGUACUUCGUCGGCAUAAAUAAAUAUAUUAUUUUACCAAA